GUGCGCGCGCGCACGAGCGGCCCGCCGGCGGCCGCGGGUGGAGGGGGCGGUUCCUCGAGUGUCCGCGGCCGGAGGGUGGGCAGGCUGGCGGCAGGUGCCGCUGCGGCCGCCGCCGCAGCCUCCUCCGGGUCCCGGGUCUCCUCGUCCUCCGGCGGUGAUGAGCUGGGCCCCGUCGGGGGCUGCACCUGCCGUCUGCCCAUCACCCCGGGCCUCCCUGCGUGACCUCGGCCUCCUCGCGUGCCCGGCCCCCGCGGCGCGGGGCUGCCCCUGAGAGGGAGCGGCAGCGGCAGCGGCCUCUUCCGCCCCGAGUCCUCGCUCGGGGGCCGCGCGGGGAGAGCGCCCGGCCCCCUCCCCUCCCCCGUCCGCCGUCCUCAAUGUCUCCCCGGCGGGGAGGGGGCUGCCUGGGAGACGCGCUGAGCUGCCCCCCCCGGAGGCCCGUCGGCGGCAGCAGCAGCGCCCGGCCCGGCGCCCCGCAGCCUUCCCCGGCGGCGGCGGCGGCCUGGAGGAGCCCUGCACCCGCCGCCGCCCCCGGAGCCUCGCAGCCGCCGCCGCCACCCGGCGCCCGAGGAGAGGGCGGCGGGCGCCCCCCGGGGAAGAUGAAGGCGGAGGGGGGCGACCACUCCAUGAUCAACCUGUCGGUGCAGCAGGUCCUGAGCCUCUGGGCCCACGGGACGGUGCUGAGGAACCUCACGGAGAUGUGGUACUGGAUCUUCCUGUGGGCUCUCUUCUCGUCCCUGUUUGUCCACGGUGCUGCGGGCGUGUUGAUGUUUGUGAUGCUGCAGAGACACAGGCAGGGGAGAGUGAUCUCCCUCAUCGCCGUCAGCGUCGGAUUUCUGGCUUCUGUCACCGGCGCGAUGAUUACUAGCGCAGCCGUCGCGGGCAUCUACCGAGUGGCAGGGAAGAACAUGGCCCCCCUGGAGGCGCUGGUGUGGGGCGUGGGACAGACUGUAUUGACAUUAAUCAUCUCCUUCUCAAGGAUCCUCGCCACACUCUGAGCUGUCGGUGGGAAUGUCUAACUUCACAGAAGGAAACAGAUGUACAGAUUCUCGGAACACGGCGUUGUGAAGGAGCGGGGAUGAAAUUGAGCCAGGAGAGCGUGGAAGGAGCAGGUCGCUGCAGAAGGCCUUGAGCUGUGUGCGAAGAUCGCCCUCUGGUGUCCAAGUGAUUGCACUACCGCACCGCACCUUAACGUGCCUCCGUCCCAGGCCAGGCGCAUCCUGGAAGCCGUGAGCAGAAGCACCUUGUUCAGAUGCCAAUCAGGUUAACACUGGUGUUGACUCAUCGUUCUUUAACAGUGUUGUGUUGAGUUACGGGGACGUUUUGAGGAAUUGAUAUAUGUGCCAAACUCUUCUCUCUCUCUCUCUCUCUCUUUUUUUUAAACAUUGAUCAUGUGACAAUUUGCAAGUGUAGAUGUAGAUGAGUGCUGUGAACCACAUUUGACAUGAAUUCAGGUAACGUAGUGAGAUUUUUCUUUCGUGACGCUAAAUCCCGUGUGAGUGCUGAACACCGAAUCCUUUAGUAUGCGGCGAACUUUUUGGUUUUUAAUGUUGAACGUUUCUGGGAUUUAGGGCUUUAAUAUGUUUAGGCAUUAUUGUUAUUUAAUUUAUGUGGAAAAUAAUACUUAAUGGAAAACUAGCUAAACUCUUGUAAGGACUCAAAGUAGACCCAUAGGGUGCAUCCUUCCCACUCACUUAAAUAACAAACACUCUUUUAAUAGUUUCCCUCCUGCGUAACUAUUCUAUUGAUAUGAAUUCAAAAACUAUGGGUCACACACAUUGACUGUAGUUUGUGUGUCAUAAAAAUAUAAUUUGAAAUUUUUCUUAUAAACUUUGUAAGAAAAGAAGUCUGAAAUGCAUGUUGCAUUCUUUGACCCUUCUAAAGAAAGUUUUUGCCAUGUAUCUCAUGGAGAAAACAUCUUUAUAACUCGUAUCUCGGUGGGAUUAUAUUACUUGUUGCAUAUAUCUUGAUUUUUGACAAAACAUAAAGGAUCUUGCAUUCUGGAGUAUUACCUAUAUUUAAAGAGUGGCCUAAAUUAGGCUGUGAAAACAAAGAGCCUCAUUUGUAGAUAAGUGACAAGUUAUAUAAGAAGAGUAAUAAACUAUCUUACAUUGGGCAUGUGGUAACAUAAUUUUGCUAAGUAAAAAUUGGGGAAUAUAAGUAAUUUAAAAAUUUGGCACUUAAUCUCAGCAUAUCAGUACAGUACUGAACAUAUAUUAGAGCCGUUCUGUCGUUCAGUUCUCGAUUUGCACUAUUAAGUUUCCUAGAAUCAGCGACGACAUUUAAUAGAAUGAAAAAGUACUUAGUAAUACAACAUUUUAAGAGGUUUUGGCAAGAUGGAGUUGUUUUUAAGAGUGCAAGGAGUAAGGAGGACAGAACCUGGUUGAAUUUGUCUCCAACUGAUGGUUUUAAAUUCCAGGUCCUCUGAUAAAUGUGCUAACUCAGAAACCCACUGCAGAAAAUGUGAAGUUAAGGGCAAUCCAAAAAACAAUCUGCAUACUCUAGCCUCACUGUUUUAUACCCCGAUUUGCUAAAAAGUACAUUUCUAUUAGGUCCCAUUCAAAUUUAAGACUCUCAUUACCCACACCACUUCUUUUCCACCAAAAAGCAGAAGAUCUUUCAAUGACUUCACAAUAGGGAGUUGGGGAGGGGAUACUUUUACCAGUAUGGAAGCCAGUCUUGUGGGUUUACUAAUGCUGUGGCUUGGAAAUCUGUUUUUUUUUUUUUUUAAACCAA
Messenger RNA from Mustela erminea (ermine), 2733 nucleotides. It is a transcript of the gene TMEM170B, whose product is annotated as transmembrane protein 170B. NCBI's taxonomy places the organism in Eukaryota, Metazoa, Chordata, Mammalia, Carnivora, Mustelidae. The transcript has 3 exons. The coding region runs from base 375 to 995 and encodes 206 amino acids. Gene Ontology annotation, cellular component: plasma membrane. Gene Ontology annotation, biological process: negative regulation of canonical Wnt signaling pathway. The record is from RefSeq and is a predicted model, not a curated record.